Messenger RNA from Salvelinus namaycush (lake trout), 1725 nucleotides. RefSeq names its product vegetative cell wall protein gp1-like. Lineage: Eukaryota; Metazoa; Chordata; Actinopteri; Salmoniformes; Salmonidae. The record is from RefSeq and is a predicted model, not a curated record. The annotation marks the transcript as partial. The transcript is spliced from 3 exons.
AUGGGGCUCAGAGGCGUCCUGCCAAUAGGGGGCUCAGACCACCCCAGCCAUCCAGCUCACCAUCCAGCCAGCCAUCCAGCCCACCAUCCAGUCAGCUCACCAUCCAGCCAGCUCACCAUCCUGCCCACCAUCCAGCUCACCAUCCAGCCAGCCAUCCAGCCCACCAUCCAGUCAGCUCACCAUCCAGCCAGCUCACCAUCCUGCCCACCAUCCAGCUCACCAUCCAGCUCACCAUCCAGCUCACCAUCCAGCUCACCAUCCAGCCCACCAUCCAGCCAGCCAGCCAGCACACCAUCCAGUCAGCCCACCAUCCAGCUCACCAUCCAGCCAGCUCACCAUCCAGCCAGCUCACCAUCCAGCUCACCAUCCAGCUCACCAUCCAGCCCACCAUCCAGCCAGCCAGCCAGCCCACCAUCCAGUCAGCUCACCACCCAGCCCACCAUCCAGUCAGCCCACCAUCCAGUCAGCUCACCAUCCAGCCAGCCCACCAUCCAGCCAGCUCACCAUCCAGCCCACCAUCCAGCCCACCAUCCAGUCAGCCCACCAUCCAGUCAGCUCACCAUCCAGUCAGCUCACCAUCCAGCCAGCUCACCAUCCAGCCCACCAUCCAGCCAGCCCACCAUCCAGCUCAUCAUCCAGCCAUCCAGCCAGCCCACCAUCCAGCCAGCCCACCAUCCAGCUCACCAUCCAGCCAGCCCACCAUCCAGCCAGCCCACCAUCCAGCUCAUCAUCCAGCCAGCCCACCAUCCAGCUCACCAUUCAGCCAGCCCACCAUCCAGCCCACCAUCCAGCCAGUCCACCAUCCAGCUCACCAUCCAGCCAGCCCAGCAUCCAGCCAGCCAGCCCACCAUCCAGCCAGCCCACCAUCCAGCCAUCCAGCCCACCAUCCAGCCAGCCCACCAUCCAGCUCACCAUUCAGCCAGCCCACCAUCCAGCCCACCAUCCAGCCAGCCCACCAUCCAGCUCACCAUCCAGCCAGCCCACCAUCCAGCCAGCCCACCAUCCAGCCAGCCCAUCAUCCAGCCAUCCAGCCCACCAUCCAGCCAGCCCACCAUCCAGCCAGCCCACCAUCCAGCUCACCAUACAGCCAGCCCACCAUCCAGCCAGCCUACCAUCCAGCCAGCCCACCAGCCAGCCCACCAUCCAGCCAGCCAGCCCACCAUCCAGCCAGCCCACCAUCCAGCCAGCCCACCAUCCAGCCCACCAUCCAGUCAGCCAGCCAUCCAGCCCACCAUCCAGCCAGCCCACCAUCCAGCCAGCCCACCAUCCAGCCCAUCAUCCAGCCCACCAUCCAGUCAGCCAGCCAUCCAGCCCACCAUCCAGCCAGCCCACCAGCCAGCCAGCCCACCAUCCAGCCAGCCCACCAUCCAGCCCACCAUCCAGCCCACCAUCCAUCCAGCCCACCAUCCAGCCCACCAUCCAUCCAGCCAGCCAGCCAUCCAGCCCACCAUCCAGCCAGCCCACCAGCCAGCCAGCCCACCAUCCAGCCAGCCCACCAUCCAGCCAGCCCACCAUCCAGCCCACCAUCCAGCCCACCAUCCAGCCAGCCCACCAUCCAGCCAGCCCACCAUCCAGCCAGCCCACCAUCCAUCCAUCCAGCCCACCAUCCAUCUAUCCAGCCCACCAUCCAGCCAGUCCACCAUCCAGCCCACCAUCCAGCCAUUCUCCUCCUCUUCCUCCUCCUAUCCUUCUAUCUUCUCUUCUCCCCUUUUACAGUCUCUUCUC